AUGCGUUUCUCAUCCACUCUCGGUCUGGCGACUCUCGCUACCUCCACCGCAGCCCAAUCCUUCAAUUCGGCAAAGUCUGACCUUGAUGGUUCAGUAUGGCAGUCCGUUGCGUCCGUCCAAAGUCGAUCUUGGAGCAGCAUCCCUCGUAACCGUCCCACAAAGCGCCAGUCCGGAUGGAACCCCCCUUCGAACCUCGCCGGGGCUCUCAAGGAAGUCUGGGACCACGAAGUCAAAACUUACAGCGAUGCUUUGGGAUUCAAGAACUACGGCUGGGAUCAAGUCAUUGCUGGAAAGGGCAAGCUCAACGUCUGUGUCCGAUGGGAGUCAACUGCUUCUGUAACAGCCGAGCAACGUACCAAGGUUGCCACGGCUCUGCAGGACUCAUAUACCAGCUGGAUGAAGUGGGUCUCUGGAUGGGACAACUUUCAUUACGAGGACGUCAAGAUUAAUGUCGUCGGUUGGGCUGUCAAAGAUAAGAGUCUCCUCCAGGGAUCGACCACCGGCCUCGACAUCUACACAGAUACCGACGCAGAGGGGAUUCCCCAAUGCUCUGAGAAGUGUGGUCGCUUCUUCCAUCAGGAUGGCGACUACAGUCAGUGCCCUGGUGGCGCGGAGCGACACUACGAUAAUUCUCUUUGGCUUACCGACGGUAUGCAGGGUGGUGCCGGUGGUGACUGGGGUCAACGCAUCGGCCGAGAGUACUUUAUGGACCUUCUUGGUACCAAGAACAUCCACAUUCUGCAGCACGAGAUUGGCCACACCUUCGCUCUGGAUGACUUCUAUGACUGGACUCCCACUGGCCAGUCCAAGUUCAUCAUGCUUGCCGGUUCUGCUACUGAAGUCACCGAUUUUGACGGCUGGAUGCUGCGAAACUGGUGGUACGAGCUGUCUCGUGAGCGUGGCUGGCAAUCCGGUGUUUCCAGCUCGGAUACCAAGACUGUUGGAUCUACCAAGGAUAAGGUUACUUCUGCACCUGUUGCUACCAAGUCUGCCUCUGCCAAGCCCGUCACUACCACCCAGCCAACUACCACGGCCAAGAAACCCACAGUUGAAACUGCCGCCGCAGAAGUAGCCAAGCCAAAGUCCGAGUCUGGUGUUGCCGCCGCUGCUUAUGCUCAGUGUGGAGGUGGAGCUAGCUACACUGGUCCGACCAAGUGUGCCUCUGGCUUGAAGUGUACUAAGCACAACGAGUGGUACUCGCAGUGUCUCUAA
Molecule: messenger RNA, 1212 nt
Organism: Fusarium pseudograminearum CS3096
Lineage: Eukaryota; Fungi; Ascomycota; Sordariomycetes; Hypocreales; Nectriaceae
Exons: 1
Coding region: 1-1212 (403 amino acids)
Biological process (GO): carbohydrate metabolic process
Cellular component (GO): extracellular region
Molecular function (GO): cellulose binding
Source: RefSeq, a predicted model, not a curated record